This is a messenger RNA of Ctenopharyngodon idella (grass carp), 8998 nucleotides long. It is a transcript of the gene nr2e3, whose product is annotated as nuclear receptor subfamily 2, group E, member 3. Bases 6827 to 7843 code for a protein of 338 amino acids. Lineage: Eukaryota; Metazoa; Chordata; Actinopteri; Cypriniformes; Xenocyprididae. Gene Ontology annotation, biological process: cell differentiation; anatomical structure development; positive regulation of transcription by RNA polymerase II. The transcript is spliced from 6 exons. Gene Ontology annotation, molecular function: RNA polymerase II cis-regulatory region sequence-specific DNA binding; zinc ion binding; nuclear receptor activity. The record is from RefSeq and is a predicted model, not a curated record.
UUUUUUUUUUUUUUUUUGCAAAUUUUCUGUGUAAGCAUACAUUUGUUAAUAUAAUAUAAUGGAAUAUUUUAUUUUAUUGAGGGCCGGUUUCACAGACAGGGCUUAGGCUAAGCCAGGAUUAUUUUAUUUCAUUUCAUUUUAUUUUGAAUCGGAUGUAGCAGUUUAAUUAAGUCCAGCAUGAAUAAUCGGCACAAAUCAACCGCACAGUCAGACCACUGGGCAUUGCUUAGAAAUAUCUUCUCAGAAUUUAUAGGUAAUUGUAAUAACAGGUGUAUGUUUGUGUGGUCUGAAACAGUGAAUAAUAAACUAUAAUUAGCUAAUAUCAAACACUUCCAUCUUUAUUAACAAUAACUGGCACUUAUCCUGAUGACUGUCCGUUAUAAACAUGAAAUUCUUUGCGGUAAUAACAAUUUUUACCACUAGGCAUAGCGCUCAUAAAUGGAAUUAUCCAAAACGUCUUUUGCUGAGUAAUGAACUAUCAGGCCACCCCAUGAUUGGGCGUAACAGGGUCAAAGUCAGCAACACUGGAAGAUGUGUACCCCAGAGGUUUACAAUUCAGGAUCCAUUCCACUUCAAUAAGUACAGUCAGGAGCACCUCCUCAGUUACCGUCUGUGAGCCGAUGGUGAUGGUGAUGGUGAUACUGAUACGAAGGGCAUUUUUUUACAGAGUGAAUCUCUCCUUCCCAGGAACCACCAAAGUGUGGGGCAUUUGGUGGGUUGAAGUGGAUACUGUUGCAGUUGAAGGCUAAGGGAUGCAAAGGCCUUUUGAAGUUCUCUUUUCCCACCAUGAACAUUUGUGCCCUGGUCUGAGAGUAAUUCACAAGGCCUACCAUGACAGGCUACAAACCGCCUCAAGGCCAUUAGGAAAGAAUCAGUAUAUAUAGAAGUAAGCAGGUCGAGGUAAACACAUCUUGUGGUGAGGCACUUAAAGAUUAUCCCCCAUCUCUUCUCACAGCAUCUGCCAAUUUUGAUAUGAAAUGGUCCAAAACAGCCCAUGCCAGUACUAUAGAAAGGUGGUUUCUGAAGUCUCAGUCUGCCUGGUGGUAGAUCUGCCAUCUUUGGAAUGACUUCUUGUGACAUUCUUUGCAUAGAUGUUGCUGCUUACAGAUAGCUUCACGUCCUCUUAGUACCCAAAAGAUUUUCCUUAUUUCUGCAAAUACUCUCUCUGGUCCAGGGUGGCAGAGCUUGUUAUCAUAGUCUUUUAUUAGUAGUUUGGUGACUAUGUGGUGAGGAUCUAGCACUAUAGAGUGGAUAACUGAUGGCUUCAAUUUUUCUGCAUGACAUAGACGACCACCAACUCGGAUGACCUGGUAAGACUCAUCAUAUUCUGGUGCCAAUGUUAACAGCUGACUGGUUGAGUGUAUGGAUCUCUUUGCUUUGAGCUUUGCUUCGAGUCUAUACUCCUCGGGGAAACUUGUGAUUUCGGGAAGAGGAGCAUUUCUGUGGCCUGGUAAUCCGCUGCCGAUGGUUGUUCAGUGGUUUUAUCUAUUGCUUCUAUAAGAUCACUCCAGGAAGUAUAGUUAGCGGGGGACAGGAAUGUUAGUGGCAAUAGUUUCAUAAUACCACAGAAAAUUCCCUUUCGCUGUUCAGUUUUAUCCAUAGGAGCUUGUAUAGGAGUGACUGGCCAUUCCGGUUCAGGUCUGAGUAAAUAUGAUGGACCUUGGCUCCACUUGUUGGGUAGAUUAUUGACUUCUGAUUAGUAUCAGCCUCAGACAUCAUCCCCACGGACCGUUGGCUGAACGUCUGAUGCAUAUGGUACACUUAACUGGAAAAACUUCAGGAUUUUCGAAGUCGUCAUCUGGUUGUUUGAAUUCUACAGGAUGUCCAGGAGACGUGUGUGUCAUGUUCUUUAAUGGUCCACCUGGAAACAAAUGCCAUGAUGCCAAACACCCUUGUGGAAGAAGAAUGCCAUCGCGUUUACAACUGUAACAAUGAGCGCUUAUCAGGAUUAAAACGCUGGAUGCCACGUCACAGGGUUUGCUGGUGGCCCAUAAUGUUUAGAAUGGGAAGAAACAGCAGGCAUUAAAGGAGUAGAAGUUGUCAUUUCUGUCUUAACCUGCCAUGAGACCUCUUGGUUUCUGAAGGGUUCAAGCGUGUUUGAAGGAACAUGAGUUACAAAUAAAGCUGUGUGGGUCAUGACUCUGGGCUGGGGAUGGAACAAGGUGAGUCUCAAUAUCUGUAGCAUCAAUACGCUCUUUACUCAGUGGGGUAGGAAGUCCGCGUGAGGCUAGUACUGGAUGGAUUUGAGGGGCUGUUCUUGGAACAGGUUUCUCUGCUUCUCUGUAGACAGUUCUAGGCGAGGGUAAUGGAGGUGUUGGGGCUAAGGGCUGUUGCUUAGGAAGUGGAGAAGCUGAACUUGGGUGGUUUCUCAUUAGUAUCUCUUGCAUACCUUUCUGGAUCUCCAACAGUUGUCUUAAUUGUUUGCUGUCCUUGACAAAGCUGUCUGUUCUCUCUAUCAAGGUCAUGCAAUUAUUUCCUGGAUUCCCAGGGUAUGGAAUAGGUCUCCCUCUGUGGAGAAUACUCAUCUCUCUCACUCCACUGGUCUUUUAUGAGAUAAUAGGGCUCUUUUGCUGGGACUCUUGCAUCAAACAAAUCAGGUGUUUUGCUGCCAGGUCCCUCAUCUGUACUAUGAUGGCUGAAAUUGUGCCAGUGUGCCAUCCUUCUAUCACAGUGCUGGUAAUCUUCUUGCCCAUGUGGCUGCUGUGCCACCAGAUAAGAUUUAGUUUAGAUUUGGAUACUGAACAAAUUCUUCCAAGUAGGCUGGAUGAAGGACUGAACAUUUAGGAUGUAAUAGCUAAUAACGAUAUAUAAUUAUUACAAAACAGAUCUAUACACUAUUCAAACAUACAUUUACACAUUGGAAGUAUCAAUUAAUGAGCAUUAUUAUACUGAACUCAAGGGUAUUUGAAAUCAACAUCUUAGGCUAGAUGCUAGGAUAGUCAUCAUCAAUCCUCGAACGAACAAGCUCGCAAUGUCUUAAUUAUUCAUCGUAUUUGACAUUAAAUAGAAAACACUCAUUAAAGGACUUACAUGUUAUCAUCGACACACAACUUAAACAUAUCAACUUCAACCAUGUAAAAGUUAAGUUCAGUCCAUAUGCUAGAGAACCCACACGGUAUCUACUGCGGUCGGCUCAUCAGAAGUGACUGAUGUAAUGUAGUAACCAUAUUCCAUAGCCAAACAUUUUUUAUUCACACACAAAACAGUAUUGUCUAGUAUCUAGGAUUUUGGCAACCAUGUCAUUUCAUUAUGCUGAAUCGCUACAAUGACAGUUACUGUUACGUCAAAUAUGACAGUAUGCAAGUCACAAAUUACACAUGCGUCCAAAAAGAUGUGAGAUUGUUGUUCACUUAGGUCUACGUUCCAAGGCCUUUGUGAGACAGAACUAAUUUAAAGUCUCCAGUUCAGAGUUCAAAUGGCUCCGUCUGCUCCCCAAGAAGACCCCAACCUAAUCGAGGAGCCGUAAUCUUUUUACACACUCGUUUAGGUCAACAGAGAGUGCUCUGUCAGUGGGACUAAGACACCAAUUUAAUGCCAACAGAGUAUUAAGGAGGAUUCUUGGUUCACAGAGAUCAUCUCCUCAUCAGACUACACUACACACUGUCUGCUGGAUAUUCAUCUUUUGAGUUUAAACAAACCAAUUAGAGAAGAGUUACAUCAACCGAGUCAAGAUAAGGCAUGUUAAACUUCUUCAAAUCUAUUGUUUUGUGUCAAAAGUCCGGUGGGUUCAAACAAAACAAUGCUUUUCCCAAUUAAAAGGUCACUUUAUUGUGGUUACAUGUUUAUGAGCAAUCUGACCACCUGUUAUGCUUGUGGCUCCAAUGAAAGACCCUCCGCCGUGGUGAGGAGACUAUAAGAAAGAUGGGUUUAAGAUGGCAUGUGCUGCUGUCUGGCUUUUGUGUGUGACCUUGCACUGCUUAAGACUUUAAUAAGAUAGAUACACAAAUCAAAAGAAAAAAGCAAAUCACUGACUUCAGCCCUCUAAUUACCAGUAAAUCACACAGGGGUCACUAAUUAGGCAGAGCUGGAUCCAGAGAGCAGCCACCAUAUGGCACCGGUGUCGUUGUCGGGGCCCAUGCGGCUCCCACAGCCUCACAAGCAGCUAAUUGUUUUCUUUCCCUUCUCCCCCUCUUUUCAUUUGAGGUCUUUGUUAUCUUGAGAGAACACGUUUUAUGGUAGGCUAAGCCGCUUAGCUGAUUUGAAGUGGGUGCUAGUGGAUGCUAGCGGGGGUACAGGAGCAGACUGGACUUCUGCUGAAGUGAUGCGUGUUUGUGCUCUGAAAUUUAGAGAGAGUUAACAUUUGUUGAUCUGAGAGUAGCUGUUUGGUCAUAAAAAAGACAAUCUGUCUCAUAGUGUAAAUGCUGUAGUACGAGUUACGAAGAAAAAUGUAAAAUGUAAAACUAUGUAUUUUAAUAAAAUAUUCAUGGGUGUAUUUAUUUUAUAAUUAUAUUUCAUAUAGAAGUGUAUAAAAAUGUAAAGUAAUACAAAUAUGAAGGUGCAAUGUGCAUGGUACAAAAAUACAUACAUAAAACAUUUGAUAGUAUUACAUUUAUUUUUCUUAAAAUGUUUAAAAAUGUAUUCAUUGUUUAUGUAAAUUAAACAUGAUUAUAUAACACUUGACAUCAGUUGAGUAUAUCAUAUCAUAAGUCCGUAACAAUGUUGUAAGUAUACAAAAACUUUAAAUAAAAAAACUGCAUAAAUAAAUAAUACACACAACAAAUAUGAACAAAAACAUGAAAGUUCAAGUGUGUGUGGAAUAUAUUACAUGCUAUUAAUAUUUUAUUUUUAAUGUUUUUAUCAUCACAUCUUUUGAAAUGGAACAUUUUGAAAUUGAAUAUUUGUAUUUACAAAAAAAUUGUUUCACCAUGACUAUUUAAGUUUAAGUUAAAAUGUAAUGUUUAAAAAAAGAAAAAAAAAAAAAAAAAGAAUUGCAGACCAAUUACAACACCAAAAACUUACUUUCCCUUAUAAAUUCACAUAAAUGUUAACCUAAAAUAUUGAUUUGUUUUUUGUAUUUAAAAAAAAAAAAAAAAAAAAAAAAAGACAUAAACAUAGACAUAAAAAAUGUUAUUUGAAUUUCAGUGUCCUUAUAGGCAAACAUUCCACAGUCAAUCAUUGUUGGACAUCAUUUUUUUUUAGUAAAAACAAGAUUUAAAUCCAGCAGAUUUGGCUAACUGGAGCCAAUAGAGAUUAGCAUUGCCUCAUCAUUACUGGAGGACAGUUGAGGAUUAAACAAUGAUGAAAUACCACAAAACUUUAUGGAAGAAUCCCCUAGCAGAUGUUCCCUACAGCAUGUGUACUGUACAAAUAUCAUUCAUUUAAAAAAAAAAACAAAAAAAACAAGAUAGUAAUUACACAUCAAAAAUUAUAGAUACAGAUAGACAUUAGAAUUCCUUCAUGUCUCGUGUCCUGUGUAGUCAAAAGUGAGCAAUGCCUUUUUGGAUCACUGAUCAUAACAAAAACAGGCGUUGACCCAUGAAAUCAAUAUUGAUUCCUGAAACUUAGAAACCACUGGUAGCCAAGUCAACCACAUAAAAAAGAAAAAAAUCAAUCAAUAGCUGAGUACUGAAAGUUUUGGAGGUGUGAUGCUAACGAAGUCUUCAUUCAUCAAUUUUGAGGGGAAACCCUCAAAAGAGAAGAGAUGAGAGCAUGAGAGAGAGAGAGAGCUGGAUGGAUGGAGAGUUAUGACUCAACCCCAAUCCUUUUGUUUAUUCGUCUCUCUCCACACUUGUUGUGGAUGGAGCUAAUACUGAGUGUGACUGAUUGAUCCACCCCUAGAUGGACAGUAAAGAUUAAGAGGAUGACAAAUAGGCACUUGCUUACACAGCGCUUGCUGCUAAUCCCUUUGUCUUCCUUUAGGGAGCCCACGGUAGCCUCAGAGUCACUCACUGUCCGGCAUCGCUAGACUCACCAGGAGGAGGUGACAGACCACACUUCACUUUACAAAAGCAAUAGACAAGAACUUCUACAGGACAGAGAUACCCAGAGUAAAGUACGGACCAUCAGGAUAGAGACCUUGAAGGAACUUGAAGAAACAUCUAACAUUCUCAAGGCUGGACAGAUCUUUUUGAGGACCCUCUAGGAUUCCAAUUAAUCCACCUGGAACAGACAUUUUGAUCUCAAAAGCCAGAUCCUUCUAAGGGUACACUUCAGGAGCAACUUGUGUGAACUUCUACAGUACAUUGAAUGGAGGAUCCAAUGUCAGAAAUGUCGAUGGUACAAUUUGUAUCACCAUCAGAGUCUUCCAGGAGCAACUCUACAGAUGACAGUCAAGAGGGUGAGUAAUUGCUUCUUCAUUUUAGCUUGUAGUGGACAUGCAACAAGUGGCAAUGACCUUUCCAACUUCUGGUAUUCUUGAAUUUUAGUUUGAAUAUUUUAACGAAAGUCCUACAAUACUGUAUUCUAAAGCAAGGUUUAUAUAGACAAAAUCUGGACACUUUGCCCUAUACCUCAACUAAUAUGAAAUGCCAGUUGACUCCUAAUAAUUGGAUUGGAAAUUGGCAAUUCUGACCUGGACUAACAAAUAAUUGUUUCCUUGCUUUCCCAGGUAAAAGCCCCGCUCCUGGCAAGGUCCUGAACUCAGGACUUCUUUGUAAAGUGUGUUCUGACACCAGCAGUGGGAAACACUAUGGGAUAUAUGCUUGCAAUGGUUGCAGUGGCUUUUUCAAGCGCAGUGUGAGGCGCAGACUCAUUUACAGGUGAGAAAACACCUUACAUAUUUAAAGUUUGGAGCAGAGAAAAUUGAAGGUAGAACCUAUAAAACUGGUGCAAUAACAUAAAUUAAGAUUCUGAUAUUAAAAUUUACAGAUGUCAAGCUGGUACAGGCAUGUGUCCUGUGGAUAAAGCCCACAGGAAUCAGUGCCAGGCUUGUCGCUUAAAGAAAUGCCUUCAAGCUGGCAUGAACAAGGAUGCUGUUCAGAAUGAACGUCAGCCCCGCAGCACCGCACAAGUCAGGUUAGACGCAUUGGAUGUGGACAAGGACAAGGAGCACCUCGCCACCACCUUGGAGCCCACAUCCUCAUCCACCUGCUCUGUUAUCAACCGCCCAAUGCUGGGCUCCUCCAUCAGCUCCAGCAUCAGCUCCACAGAUGCUAGCCAACACAACAGCCCCAAGAACGGACAUCGCUUCAUGGCCAGCCUGAUGACGGCCGAGACCUGCGCCAAGCUGGAACCAGAGGAUGUGGAUGAGAACAUUGAUGUGACCAGUAAUGAACCUGAAAGGAGUUCUCCGGAGUAUGGCAGUGCUCUCUACCCCUCACGCGGCCCUGAGAGUGUAUAUGAGACUUCAGCCCGCUUACUCUUCAUGUCUGUGAAAUGGGCCAAGAAUUUGCCAGUGUUUUCCCAUCUACCUUUCAGAGACCAGGUGAUUCUACUUGAGGAAGCGUGGAGUGAGCUAUUUCUUCUGUGUGCAAUUCAGUGGUCACUACCUCUGGACAACUGCCCCCUGCUUUCCCUGCCUGACCUCUCACCCCCGGGACAGGGCAAGGGAAGCCCCUCUGCCUCAGACCUGAGGGUCCUGCAAGAAGUGUUUAGCCGCUUCAAGCCCCUGCAAGUGGAUCCAACUGAGUUUGCAUGCUUGAAAGCCAUUGUUUUGUUUAAACCAGAAACACGAGGACUUAAAGACCCAGAACAGGUGGAGAAUCUACAAGAUCAGUCCCAAGUGCUGCUAGCUCAACAUAUCCACACUCUUUACCCCAGUCAAGUCGCCAGGUUUGGCAGACUAUUACUUCUCCUUCCAUCUCUUCACUUUGUGAGUUCAGAAAGGAUCGAGCACCUUUUCUUCCAAAGAACCAUCGGGAACACGCCUAUGGAAAAACUGCUGUGUGACAUGUUCAAAAACUGAAGAGCUUUUCUGAAAGACUGUUUGUAGAGGAGCAAAAUCCUCUAGACUUCAGGUGCUUUGCUUUACUGCCAUGCUAGUUACAGUGCUAUGCCAAUGAAUCUGCCUGAAUGCUAAAAAAGCACAAAUGUAUUUAUACUUUUGCAUAGGUUGCUUAUUUUGUCUCAUUAUGUCUUAUUUUAUGUCUCUUUUUUGUGUUACUGUAGUUUUUAUACUCAUAAUAAUGCUCAUAAGUCUAUGCAUCCUCAUUAUGGGACACAGCCUGGUUAUGUAUAUAAUGCAAAUUGCCUUCCAAGGCCAUUAUAAUGCAAGAUUAUUUAGAAUAUGAUUGGUAUACGUUGGAAGAUAUGUCUCAUUGUAGGACUUAUAAAUAAAAUUUAUUUUUGAUCUUCUUGAAUUUUUUUUUAUUUACAGAAAUCAAUCUAUCUAUCUAUCUAUCUAACCCCCGCCUCGAUUAUUUCCGCAGCGAUAUUACAGACGUGUUAAACAUCACUGUAGUAAUAUGUCUGUAUUAUGUAACACGUAGCCUUUUAUUAAAAAAUGUUAAUUAACUGAAUAUUUCAAAGUGAUUUCCAUCAUUUUGACUGGCAAUAUAUAUUGUAUUUACCUGCUUUAGAAACAUUCCAGUAAACUAAACUGCUAUGGAUUAGAAGUGAAAAGGGGAAUUAGCCUACAUUUUAAAUCAUCCUUCUGAAAACAUUUGGGGAUUUGGGUAGAAAACGAGAGAUUCUUAGUGCAGUCCAGUGAAUUAUUAAUGGGAUAUAUCAUAAAUUAAAUUGGGAGAGCAGACCACAAAUCCACAGAAUAUGCUGUCGUUUUCAUACUGUUACAGCGGAAUACAAAGGGAAAAAAUAAUGCAGCGACUGAAAUGAGUUCUUUAAGGUAUUCUUGUUAUACUGCGUCACAUUAAAAUACCAAGCAUUACAUUAUUCUCUUGAAGUCUGAACAUGAGAACAUGAAAGACAUUUUACAGCUCUUUCAGGCAAACUGACGAAUAAUGAUUAUUUGUAGCGCAACCUUAUGAUUUUAAAUGAUUUGUUUAAGUCUUUUUAAGUGGAACUUCCCUAAACGCAGUAUUCUUGUUGGGAAAAAGGUGGAUACACUAGAAUUGAUACUGAAAACAAUAUAAUUUUCCAUACUAAUAAAAAAAGAUGAUAU